Striga asiatica is the source of this 645-nucleotide messenger RNA. Lineage: Eukaryota; Viridiplantae; Streptophyta; Magnoliopsida; Lamiales; Orobanchaceae. The record is from the annotation of a GenBank genome assembly.
AUGUACGGCGAAGAGCUCAAUUUUCCUAGUGAAAACUUUUCAUCAUUCGACAUAAACGAUUUUCUCGUUCAAACACAAUCCUCCAAUAACAACAACGAUGAUUCCCUUUCGGACGUCCAAAGUCGAGCCCACGCGUGCACUCAUGCCCACGCUUGCAGCCCGCCAGGCCCGGAUAAAACCCACACGCACACGUGUAUUCAUGUUCACACCCAAAUCAUGCCCGACGAAAAAACUGGACCCACGAUCGAGAACAAACCCAAAAAAACACGGCCCAAGGGAAACCGUGAAGCCGUGCAAAAAUAUCGCGAGAGGAAAAAAGCUAGAGCUGAGUCUUUGGAGAAUGAGGUUGUUAAAUUGAGAGCCUUAAACGAGGAAAUGAUGAAGAGAUUGCAAAACCGAGCUCUGUUAGAAGACGAGGUCUCUAGGCUCAAGAGCUUCCUUGUCGAUAUUCGAGGAAAGAUUGGAAGUGACAUCGGGUCUUUUCCUUAUAAGAAACAGACGAUUAGUAAUAACGAGAAUAAUAAUAAUCUUGCCGGGACUUAUGUGAUGAGCUCGUGUAAUGGCAAACGUGAAGCUGCCGGAUUUAACUGUCCUGGCUGUAAAUUUGAUGGCAACAAUUCUUCUGGCAACAGCAAGAGAAAGUGA